Messenger RNA from Cydia splendana, 519 nucleotides. RefSeq lists its product as uncharacterized. The record is from RefSeq and is a predicted model, not a curated record. The transcript has 7 exons. Lineage: Eukaryota; Metazoa; Arthropoda; Insecta; Lepidoptera; Tortricidae. The coding region runs from base 34 to 456 and encodes 140 amino acids.
GGAACUUCCGGUCUUGCACAGCUCAACUGUGGAAUGAACUGUAUUUCCGCUACCUGCGGUAUUUCCGGACCGAUGCGUCCUUCAAACCUUCAAGAGAUAACAAUGACUCGUACGCUGAUUGUAGUCGUCGCUACGCUUAUGGCUGCUGUGGCUACAGUACAAUGUGUACUUGUCCCGUACACACCAGAUGUCCACCAUCGCCGCACACCCGACCAGCCACUGCGACUAAUUGACGAUUACCGGCGUGCAUCCGACCCUCAGCCAGAACAACCUUAUCUUUCCCGGCAGGGUCACUGGCCCGGCGGCACAUUGCAUAUCCUGUUUAGACGAGUUGACGACGAGUACUCAGCCGAUCCCAACUCCGACUCUACGAAUAGCUAUCAAGCCCGGAUUGGUGGUCACAAAAGGAAAAGAGAGGCAAAUUUCGACUCGUUUUAUCCUCCAAGAGACAUUUAAACACUUAGGAAUCACGUGAAAAGGAGUGACGUAUUUAUAACAAUACACGUCUGUAGUAUAUUC